This is a messenger RNA of Larimichthys crocea (large yellow croaker), 1813 nucleotides long. RefSeq names its product putative gonadotropin-releasing hormone II receptor. The transcript is spliced from 4 exons. Gene Ontology annotation, biological process: G protein-coupled receptor signaling pathway; cellular response to hormone stimulus. Lineage: Eukaryota; Metazoa; Chordata; Actinopteri; Sciaenidae. The coding region runs from base 258 to 1538 and encodes 426 amino acids. The record is from RefSeq and is a predicted model, not a curated record. Gene Ontology annotation, cellular component: plasma membrane. Gene Ontology annotation, molecular function: protein-hormone receptor activity; peptide binding; G protein-coupled receptor activity.
CAGGACGCACUGGUUGGUAGAGGAGCUGGAUGUCUGUAGAAGGUGUCAGUGAAUCUGCAGGCUUGCAAAACUUCCAGCAGCCUUCAGCUGGAAAACAAACGGGCACCUAUAUUCAACACGAAGCUUUCGUGCUCCUCACAACAAGUGCGCAAAAGGCAAGACCCACAGACCGCUCCUCUGCAGAUGAACUCUCAUUAACCAGUGCUGAUCUUCAUGGUGGAUGAGCAGAAUGGUUCUUCUUCUGCGAAGAUCAGAAAAUGAACACCACUCUGUGUGACUCUGAAGCGACCAUGUAUCACCUGAUGACAGACCACCAACUGAAUGCCAGCUGCAACUACUCCUCGCCCACUUCCAACUGGACAGCGGGUGGCGGCGCCCUGCAGCUGCCCACAUUCACCACAGCAGCCAAAGUCAGGGUGAUCAUCACCUGCAUUCUCUGCGGCAUAUCAGCCUUUUGCAACCUGGCUGUGCUGUGGGCGGCGCACAUCGAUGGGAAGCGCAAAUCUCAUGUCAGGGUGCUCAUAAUCAACCUGACGGUGGCUGAUCUGCUGGUGACCUUCAUCGUGAUGCCUGUGGAUGCCGUGUGGAACAUCACAGUCCAGUGGCUUGCUGGGGACUUUGCCUGUAGGCUACUGAUGUUUCUUAAGCUGCAGGCGAUGUACUCCUGCGCCUUUGUCACCGUGGUGAUCAGUCUGGAUAGGCAAUAUGCCAUCCUCGACCCUCUGGCCAUCAAUAAGGCAAGAAAGAGGAACAGAGUCAUGCUGACUGUGGCGUGGGGCAUGAGCGUUGCGCUGUCAGUCCCUCAGAUAUUCCUUUUCCACAAUGUGACCAUCAUCCACCCCGAAGACUUCACUCAGUGCACCACACGUGGAAGUUUCAUCACUCACUGGCAUGAAACAGCCUACAACAUGUUCACUUUUUCCUGCCUGUUCCUGCUGCCGCUGAUCAUCAUGAUCACCUGCUACACCAGGAUCUUUUGUGAGAUCUCCAAACGACUGAAUAAGGACAACUUGCCCUCCAAUGAAGUACAUUUGCGUCGUUCGAAGAAUAACAUCCCUAGAGCUCGGAUGAGAACUCUAAAAAUGAGUAUUGUGAUUGUCUCGUCUUUCAUUAUCUGCUGGACUCCAUACUACCUACUGGGCCUGUGGUACUGGUUCUUCCCUGAUGACCUGGAGGGGAAGGUUUCCCACUCCCUGACGCACAUCCUCUUCAUCUUUGGGCUUGUUAACGCCUGCCUGGACCCAGUCAUCUAUGGACUGUUCACCAUUCACUUCCGAAAGGGGCUCCGGAGGUAUUACUGCAAUGCCACCACGGUGUCCGACCUGGAUAAUAACACGGUUAUAACUGGAUCUUUCUCUUGCACUGCCAACUCUUUGCCACUGAAAAGACAUGUGAGCCCCGCUAGCCAGGAGAUGUUCAUACUGUGCAGUGAUAACUGCAGAAAAACAGAGUCAACGUCACCAAGAAGCAGCUUUUUAAUAGCAGACAUUGGCACAGAGACAGAUCCAAAUCAGUCCAGCCCCAAGAGCAUCAUAUGACGAUGGGUGGAGGUUCCUUGACAGUUUUUACUACUUUGCAUAAUGUUGUAAUAGUACUGUUGUAUUUAUUCAGUGUCUGAUGUGUGGGGUUCUGUAUUGUAUCUUCACAAAGUAUAUAAUGUGCUUCUGUGUAAAUGGUGGCUGGUCAGAAAAUAUAGAAGAUAUCCUUGAAGAGGAUAAAAUAAAUACACUGAUUACACUACGCCAACACAAUGGGCUCUUGUUACAAAGGAAUGUUGCUUUGUAAAUUGUAACUUGUGUUGUUUAUCUUUAAU